Molecule: messenger RNA, 1171 nt
Organism: Pangasianodon hypophthalmus (striped catfish)
Lineage: Eukaryota; Metazoa; Chordata; Actinopteri; Siluriformes; Pangasiidae
Gene: pip5k1ba
Product: phosphatidylinositol-4-phosphate 5-kinase, type I, beta a
Exons: 7
Coding region: 120-536 (138 amino acids)
Source: RefSeq, a predicted model, not a curated record
UUCUGCAGUCGUACAGGUUUAUUAAGAAGGUGGAACACUCGUGGAAAGCUCUCGUACAUGAUGGUGAUACAGUGUCAGUCCACAGGCCGAGUUUCUACGCUGAUAGGUUUUUAAAGUUUAUGGGAGGAACGGUGUUUAAGAAGAUUAAUCCUCUGCGAGGCGCUUCCUCUCGAAGGAAACGAAACUCAGUCCAGCCGGUGAGAUCUGCGUCACAUGAAGUCCUGUCUCCGAUUAAAGAGGAGAGAUCUGAGGAGAGAAAAGCGCAGAGUCUGGAGAACCUCGAUGAUAACGAUUUGGGCUCGUUUGUGAAACCUGACAUCAUUCCGAGCUCCACGGAUCUUCACACGGCCGUUUCAGCCGCGACUGUGAUCUCCAUCUCCUCAUCAGAUGAUCUAAACAAAUUCCCGGAGGACGACGACAUCAGCAGAGGUGAGUGUGGGAAUUCCAGCUCCACUCUGGCUCUGGAUGACUCGGCGUUCCGGUCUGAUUCCUCACACUGCAGCACGUCGGAUGCAGCACUGGAUGUUUAUCUGUGAUGUGUGAAGUUCACUUCCUGUCGUCUGAAACAUGAUGCUCCGUGUUCACCGCGCUUUACUUCCUGCUGUUAGUGCACUUCAUGUCACACUGAGGUCAUGUGACCUGUACAUCAUUAUUUUAUUAUUGUCACUCCUCUAACACAGCUCAAACUCAACUCCACUGAAUUAUUAUUAUUAUUAUUAUUAUUAUUAUUAUUAUUAUGUUAAAGCCAUGUAAAUGAUUUGCUGAUCUGAUCUGAUGAAAACGUUGUACUUCACAGAGACUCCUGUGGCAUUUUGGUGUUAUUUUUGAGAAAUGGAUUUUUAACACGCAGACCUUGUGCCUUAUUUAGUGACGGAUGUGAGAAUAAAUUUCCUCAGUGCCAAAUUAUUUGAGAUUAAAUAAAAAUCUGAAUUGAAAAAUAAUCAAAUUGUUUGCAAUGCACAAAAACAAAUCCAAAAUUCCUCAUGAAUUAUUAGUAAAAAAAAAUCCCUGAUCUGAUGUUUCCUUUAGAAUAUUUUCUUAAACCAUGUUUAAAGUUGUUUUAUUACAGAUGUGUGUGUGUGUGUGUGUGUAAUAUAUUGUAAACGGAUCUGUAUUUAUGGAAAUCUGUUUAAUGGUUAUUGUGAUAUUAAACACUGUGUCUGUUUAUGAA